Quercus robur (English oak) is the source of this 1488-nucleotide messenger RNA. Its product is annotated as protein DETOXIFICATION 27-like. The record is from RefSeq and is a predicted model, not a curated record. The coding region runs from base 1 to 1488 and encodes 495 amino acids. Gene Ontology annotation, cellular component: membrane. NCBI's taxonomy places the organism in Eukaryota, Viridiplantae, Streptophyta, Magnoliopsida, Fagales, Fagaceae. Gene Ontology annotation, molecular function: antiporter activity; xenobiotic transmembrane transporter activity. The transcript is spliced from 8 exons. Gene Ontology annotation, biological process: xenobiotic detoxification by transmembrane export across the plasma membrane.
AUGGGGAGCAUUAACGAACCACUAUUACCGGAAUCGAAAACCACAGAAGUUGGAUUCAAAGAUGAAGAAAAGAAAGAUCUUUCAUCAAGGGUGUGGAUUGAAUCUAAGAAGCUAUGGCGCAUCGUGGGUCCCGCCAUCUUCAGCCGCCUCGCUUCUUACACCAUGAACGUUGUCACCCAAGCCUUCGCUGGCCACCUUGGCGAAGUUGAGCUUGCUGCCAUUUCUAUUGCCAACACUGUCAUUGUUGGCUUCAAUUUUGGACUAUUGUUAGGGAUGGCAAGUGCGUUAGAGACAUUAUGUGGGCAAGCAUUUGGUGCGAAGAGGUACCACAUGUUGGGAAUAUACAUGCAAAGGUCAUGGAUUGUGCUAGUCCUAUGCUGUUUCUUGCUACUACCCUUCUACGUUUUCGCCACUCCGCUGCUGAAACUCAUAGGACAACCCGAUGACGUGGCAGAGGCUUCAGGUGUGGUGGCUUGUUGGUUAAUACCAUUGCAUUUCAGCUUUGCGUUUCAGUUCCCGUUGCACAGGUUCUUGCAGUCCCAGCUGAAGAACAUAGUGAUUGCUUGGGUUUCUUUGGUGGGUCUAUUGGUAAAUGUGUUAACUAGUUGGCUAUUCGUUUAUGUGUUGGAUUUUGGCCUUGUGGGUGCGGCUCUUGCUUUGGAUAUCUCCUGGUGGGUUUUGGUUUUUGGGUUGUAUGGCUAUGCUGCUUUUGGUGGCUGUCCUUUGACUUGGCAUGGCUUCUCCAUUGAAGCCUUUUCUGGCCUAUGGGAAUUUCUCAAACUCUCUGCUGCUUCUGGUGUUAUGCUAUGCUUGGAGAAUUGGUACUACAGAAUACUAAUAUUAAUGACUGGGUUCCUACAGAAUGCCACUUUAGCCGUGGAUGCGUUGUCAAUCUGCAUGACUAUCAAUGGCUGGGAGUCGAUGAUUCCUUUGGCUUUUUUUGCUAGUACCGGAGUUAGGGUAGCCAAUGAGUUAGGAGCUGGGAAUGGCAAAGCAGCACAAUUUUCAACAAUUGUCUCUGUAAUACAAUCAAGUGUGAUUGGUAUCUUUUUCUGCGCUCUAAUCAUGAUACUCCAUGACAAGUAUGCUUAUUUAUUCACAUCCACCACUGAAGUGCUUGAAGCAGUUGAUAAGCUCUCUGUUCUAUUAGCUGCUACAAUUCUCCUAAACAGUGUUCAACCUGUUUUAUCAGGAGUGGCUGUUGGAUCGGGAUGGCAGGCAUGGUUUGCAUAUAUAAAUUUGGGCUGCUACUAUGUCGUUGGGCUCCCACUUGGACUUCUAAUGGGAUUGGUCUUCGACCUUGGAGUUUUGGGUAUCUGGGGUGGAAUGAUUUUUGGUGGGACUGCAAUCCAAACAGUGAUUUUGGCUAUCAUAACAGCGCGAUGCGAUUGGGAAAAGGAGGCUGAGAAAGCUAGCAUUCGCGUAAAUAAAUGGUCAAGUCCUAACCCACAAGAUGAAGAAGAAGAUCAAUCUGAGGUCCAACAAUGA